Messenger RNA from Rasamsonia emersonii CBS 393.64, 1659 nucleotides. RefSeq lists its product as uncharacterized. The record is from RefSeq and is a predicted model, not a curated record. NCBI's taxonomy places the organism in Eukaryota, Fungi, Ascomycota, Eurotiomycetes, Eurotiales, Trichocomaceae. Gene Ontology annotation, cellular component: membrane. Gene Ontology annotation, molecular function: carbohydrate:proton symporter activity. The transcript is spliced from 4 exons. The coding region runs from base 1 to 1659 and encodes 552 amino acids. Gene Ontology annotation, biological process: transmembrane transport; carbohydrate transport.
AUGUCAUCCUCCCCUGGCUCCGGCUCCGGCUCCGGCUCCUUUUCUGUUACAAUCCCAGAGACGUCUCUGUGGGCGAAUCGGAAAUGCUUGAUUAUCGCGUGUAUCGUCGCGACGGCGAAUAUGCAGUAUGGCUUCGACAGCGCUGCUGUCGGUGCUCUGCAGGCCAUGCCGGGGUUUCUGAAAGUGUUUGGCUACGAGGAUCCCAGCAGUCCGCUGGGGUACGGGAUCGAUAGCACAGUGCAACAACUCAUCACCUCCCUCCUGACGCUGGGCGCCUUCAUCUCGUCUCUGGUAGCCGGCGUGUUCGGCUCGUUCCUCGGCCGACGACACGCCCUCUGGGCAGCGUGUAUCCUCAACUUCGUCGCGCUGGCGAUCCAGAUCGCGACAACGGACAAGGGCGUGCUGUACUUUGGCCGUCUGCUGCUCGGCUUCUCCAACGGCUUCCUUGUCACCUUCUCCAACGUCUACACAAGCGAGAUCGCGCCCGCGCAUCUCCGCGGCGUCAUGGUCGCGCUGUUCGCGUACUGGGUCAACAUCGGCGCCAUCUGGGGCACGAUCGUCGAUAACUACACGCAGAGGUUGCUGAACAAGAAUUCGUACCGCAUCCCCAUUGCCUCUCUGUACAUUGUCCCGACUCUCUUGGCGAUUGGGCUGUUCUUUGUUCCUGAAUCUCCUCGCUGGCUGCUGCAUCGCAAUCGGGAGCAGGAGGCUCGCAGAUCGCUUGAAACCCUGCGCGCGGACUCUUUGGAACCGGAAUUCCUCGAACUGGAAUGGGCGGAGAUGGCUCGGGGAGUGGAGGAAGAGAAGAAGGUUGCCAAAUCGGUCAGUGUGCGUGAUAUGUUUCGGGACAUCACUCAAGGCGGAUUAGGAGCCGACCUCCGCCGCACCCUCCUCUGCUACGGCGUCAUCGGCACUCAAGCCGGUUCGGGAUCCUGGUUCGUCAUCGCCUACACGACGUAUUUCUUCGAAAUCGCGGGCAUCGACAAGCCGUUCCAAUACUCGAUCAUGAACACGUGUCUCGGCUUCAUCGGCGUCAAUUGCGGGAUGUAUGCGAUCCGCCAUCUCGUGGGCCGCAGAUUCAUUCUGAUCUUCGGCUCCAUCGCCUGCGGCCUGUGCUACCUGGGUAUGGGAAUCGCGGACAGCGUGCAUGCGGACACGAGGAUCGCCGGAAAGGCGAUCGUUGCGUUUGUUGCCAUCUACCAGUUCUUCUACAAUGGCUGUGUUGGCGCCGCCAGUUAUCCUGUCGCCACUGAGCUGGUGAGCUCUCGCCUGCGUGCGUGGACGGUGGGAUCGGCCACGUCAAUCGGCUAUGUUCUGGCGUGGCUGACGAGUUUCUGCACGCCGUACUUUAUCAAUCCGACGAGCCUGAACUGGGGCCCACGAUACGGAUACAUCUGGGCGGGAUCCAACUUCAUCUGCGCCAUCUUUUUCUACCUCUGUAUCCCGGAGAUGAAGGGCCGAUCGCUGGAGGAGCUAGACGAGUUGUUCGAGAAUCGCGUGUCGGUCAAGGACUUCCCGACGUAUCAUACCAAGAUCCAGGAUGAGGCGGUGCGUGACGUGCAGGUCAAUAUGGGAGCGUUUAAGGAGAAGGAGAGAGAGAAGGAGUCGAUGGUGAUGCAUGUGGAGGGGGAUAGAAAGGCGUCGGGGAAUACUCCAUAG